GUUGUGGAAUAUGAUCUUUAAAAAUAUAUUUUUAAUAAUGCUGGACGUCUGUCUUAAGAACGACUUUUCCCCUACAUUGCGAUAAACUGAAACCAAACAUGCAUAUUUAAGUUUUUCUGAAACUGCCUACUUAUUCUUUUAAACCUUAAAAAAUGAUAAGAUUUAUCUGUAGUUUGACCUAAUAUUUCAAACGAUUUGAGAAUCAUUUCAUAUAAUACAGAUUUUAUAAAAAUCCAAACAGAUUUGGAGUAAUUUUGUCCCUAUGGGCUUGUCGUAGUUCACAGAGGAACGCUGACAACAGUGAGACACAGUUUCGUAAAUAAAUCAUUAUCUCGACCAAAGAGCGAAAAACACAUAAUACACAUUUACAGGGAAAAGCAGCUGCUCCGUCUUCUUUCCUGAAUGGGAUUACUCAGCGCCAUUCAGCUUUCCUCGAGGACCGCAAGAUGCCAUCUGUGCCAACUUUCCACAUCAAAGUCAUGGUUUUCCACAAAAUCCGCCCCACUGGGGGGCAAAAACAUUCUGCUGAUGGGUCCGCCCGGAGCAGGAAAGACAACAGUUGGGAAAAUUGUGGCCAACAAACUGGGCCUGCCCGCCGUAGACGUCGAUGAUGAUGUCUUAGAGCCGGCGUGGAAGAUGCCGGUUGCAGCCAAGCUAGCGGAGGUCGGAGGGAGGCGUUUUCUGGAGGAGGAAGGCCGGACUUUGAGUAACUUCUCUGCAUCUGGAUGCAUCGUCUCCCUGACAGGCUCCAAUCCCCUUCAUGGCGAAGCUAUGCAGCACUUGAAGCAGAACGGGGUUGUGGUUUACCUGGACGUGGACAGCCGGGACAUCAUGGAGAGACUCGGCAGGAUGAAGGUUAACCGGAUAGUGGGCCAAGAAGUCGGGGUGUCCAUGAGAGAUAUUUUACUGUACAGGAAGCAGUUCUACGAGAAAUGGCUGGACGUGAGGGUGUUUUGUGGAAUGGGAGACACAGUGGAGGAAGUGGCAGAGAAGGUUUUGAAGGCAGUGGAGAGAUAUCUGGAACACGAUGAGGAGACUUAUGUUUCAACCCGGGGUGGCGGCUCAGAAUUACCCAAUCGAAAAACGUAUUUCAGUGAUGUGGUUAUCGAGGGCCUAGCUGCAGAUGGAGGUCUUUAUGUUCCCAAAAAAGGCUUUCCAAACGUUCCUAAAGGCGAAUGGCUCAGAUUAAUUUCCAUGUCAUACCCAGAGAGAGCUUUGGUUUUGCUGGAAAAGUGCAUCCACCCACUGGACGUCUCUCCUCUGGACCUCAGGAGUAUGGUAUUUAAAGCAUAUGGAGACAAUUUUUCCAGUGACAAAGUUGCUCCUGUGAAGCAUCUUGUUCAAAAUCAAUACAUCCAAGAGCUUUUCCACGGUCCAACUGCCUCGUUUAAAGACCUUGCCUUGCAGCUGAUGCCCCAACUCUUCGCCCACUGCCUCCCACCAAUGUGUAACUUCCUCAUCCUGGUCGCCACGUCUGGGGACACAGGCAGCGCCGUCCUGAGCGGCUUCAGCCAACUGAGCGGCGCCGACAGACACCGGACAGGAGUGUUGGUGUUUUUCCCAGAAGAAGGAGUGAGUGAGGUCCAGAAGCUGCAGAUGACGAGCUUCAGGGAAGGCAACGCCAGAGCAGUCAGUGUCCUGUCAGACUUUGACUUCUGUCAGAAGAGCAUCAAGAAGAUGUUUGGUGAGUCGGGGCUGACCGGGCAUCUCGCUGUGGAGUACGGUACCAUCCUCAGCACCGCCAACUCCAUCAACUGGGCACGGCUAUUGCCGCAGGUUGUUUAUCACUCUUCUUGCUAUUUGGAUCUGUGCAGAGAUGGUGUGAUUAACUUUGGAGAUCCCGUGGAUGUUUGUAUUCCUACUGGGAACUUUGGUAAUGCCAUGUCAGCGUUGUACGCCAAGCAAAUGUGCAUCCCGAUAAGAAAAGUCAUCUGUGCGUCCAACCACAACCGAGUUGUGUCGGACUUCAUCACCACAGGCCAGUAUGACCUCCAGGGUCGCCCCCUGCUGCUCUCCCACUCCCCCGCCAUAGACAUCCUGAAGUCCUCCAACCUGGAGAGGUUCAUCCACCAUGUCUCAGGAGGAAACAGCCACCUGGUCGACGACCUCUUCACUCACUUAGACGCGCAGAAACGCUUCCAGCUUCCUGAGCGUCUCCUCGGCAGGAUGCAGCAGGAGGUGCAGGCCGGCUGGUGCUCUGAGGAGGACUGCUUGGCCGCCGUCCAGGAGCUCCACACUCUGACGGGAUACCUGAUGGAUACGCACACCGCCGUGGCGAAAGUGGUGGCUGAUCGGCUGCAGGAUGGAUCGUGCCCUACGGUGCUCUGCUCCACUGCACACUACGGGAAAUUUGCUCCUGCCGUGUUCAAAGCUCUUCGGAUCCAGAAUGUUUCUCCUGAUCCCAUGAAGCAGCUGGAGCAGCUGGAAGCGGCCGCGUCCGAACCGGCAGCACACGGAAAGAUGAUGAAAUGCCUGAGGCAGAGAGGGAGCGGACACAGAGCUCUUCAGGCAGAUUAUAGCGUUCUGGUGGAGGAGGUGGAGAGCAUGAUACAGGACUCCUUCCUCAAAGUGUCAUAGAUACUCCCAGUUUUACCUUAAAGCUGCAGUAUGCAACUUUUAUAAAGAAUAUGUUUGUUACAUGUUUGUUAAAACUGUCACCAUGUCCUGACAGUUUAAUAUGAGACAGAUAAUCUGUGAAAAG
This is a messenger RNA of Xiphophorus couchianus (Monterrey platyfish), 2701 nucleotides long. RefSeq names its product threonine synthase like 1 (gene thnsl1). Gene Ontology annotation, cellular component: cytoplasm. The transcript is spliced from 3 exons. NCBI's taxonomy places the organism in Eukaryota, Metazoa, Chordata, Actinopteri, Cyprinodontiformes, Poeciliidae. The record is from RefSeq and is a predicted model, not a curated record. Bases 403 to 2577 code for a protein of 724 amino acids.